Messenger RNA from Eurypyga helias (sunbittern), 461 nucleotides. Its product is annotated as dynein light chain 1, cytoplasmic. Gene Ontology annotation, cellular component: cytoplasmic dynein complex. Bases 18 to 287 code for a protein of 89 amino acids. Gene Ontology annotation, molecular function: dynein intermediate chain binding; dynein light intermediate chain binding. NCBI's taxonomy places the organism in Eukaryota, Metazoa, Chordata, Aves, Eurypygiformes, Eurypygidae. The record is from RefSeq and is a predicted model, not a curated record. Gene Ontology annotation, biological process: cilium assembly; microtubule-based process. The transcript has 2 exons.
GCUCGAUACAGGCAACCAUGAGUGAUCGAAAGGCAGUCAUCAAGAAUGCGGACAUGUCCGAAGAGAUGCAGCAAGAUGCUGUGGAGUGUGCUACUCAGGCCUUGGAGAAGUACAACAUCGAGAAGGACAUUGCUGCUCACAUCAAGAAGGAGUUUGACAAGAAAUACAAUCCCACUUGGCACUGCAUCGUGGGAAGAAACUUUGGCAGCUACGUGACUCAUGAGACCAAGCACUUCAUCUACUUCUACCUCGGCCAAGUCGCUAUUCUCCUCUUCAAGUCUGGUUAGAACCACGGACUGUUACUGACACUUGCAUCCGGUUACAGGACUGUGUGCUGACUCCUCUUGACUAGUUACUGCAGCCUUCCUAAGGAUGCAGGCCUUGAUCUUCAAGGGCAAUGGCAGGGAUUAUGCUAUAGCAGAUGUUACAUUGUGGAUAUAAAAAGGAAAAAUACCAAAAAA